Molecule: messenger RNA, 2013 nt
Organism: Striga asiatica
Lineage: Eukaryota; Viridiplantae; Streptophyta; Magnoliopsida; Lamiales; Orobanchaceae
Source: the annotation of a GenBank genome assembly
UGAAGAAAGACAAAAAGAAAACAAAAUCAAAGUGGCAAAGGCCAUACUGCCAUAGGCGAAGAGGCAGAGCUCCCACAGUUCUCACACUUUAUCACUCACAAUCAUUUAGCUCAACUUUCCCAAAACUUCCCUAGGGUUUAUAGCUUCUCUCUCUUCCGGUCUUCCCCCUUUUUGCAACCAAUAUCGGACGCUCAUUCAGCUAAAUUUCACAUGGACCUCGCUGCUAAUGCGUUGCAGCCCUGAAUUUGAUUCACUUAUGGCAAGUGAUCUCUCUACUUCUCUGGGAUUGCAGUCCCUAGAAUUCGUGGUGAAUGAUGAUGAGCAGUGUUUAGGGUUUCAUCUUACUAGACCUGCAAGAUACAUUUUGGUUCAGUUUUGUUUGGGUUCAAUGUUUUAUAAAACUGCAGGCUUUUGGUUUCAUUGGUUACUGCAAUUUACUAUCUGGAUGUAUAGCAUUGAGAAUGUGUUGCCUCUGCAGACACAAACCUAUCCCAGUCACGUUACAUCAGCACCUAUGCUAACUAGCCCACCAGAAGGUGGGAAUUUUGAACCCAUUCAAAUAUCACCUGCUGUUUUUCCACAUACUCCGUUUCCAAAUGUCAGUUUGCCUCCAAUGUAUCCCACCUAUCCAAGUACCUAUGAACCCAUUUUGACUGGACGGUGCCCUGUAAACUUUUCUGUCAUUUCAAGUGUCAUGGAAAAAACGGCAUCAGACUGCAACCAGCCGUUUGCUGGAGUAGUUGCAAACGUCAUAUGUUGCCCACAACUUAGUAGCUUGCUCCACAUAUUCAAGGGAUUCUAUAGCGCGAAUUCUGAUAAUUUAGUUUUACAAAAUGCAGCUGCAGAUGAUUGCUUUAAAGAUAUUGUCAGUAUAUUAGCCAGCAGAGGCGCUAACAGCUCAAUAUCAACCAUAUGCUCCGUGAAAUCUUCAAAUCUGACUGGUGGCUCAUGUCCUGUGAAGGACAUAGCCACUUUUGAGAGAACAGUGAACACAAGCAAGUUAAUAAAUGCUUGCAGUACAAUUGAUCCUCUUAAAGAAUGUUGCCGACCAAUUUGUCAACCUGUAAUUAUGGAAGCUGCCCUUAUGUUGUCAGGAGUGCAAUCAUAUAUGAACAAUAACAAGAAUGCAGUUGGGCUGCCUAAUCAGUUUAAUGUGGUUAACGAUUGCAAAGGGGUCGUCUUUUCAUGGAUAUCGAGGAAACUUCCUCAUGAUUCUGCAAACAAGGCAUUCCGGAUAUUGUCUGCCUGCAAAGUUAAUAAAGCAUGUCCAUUGGAGCUGAGACAACCAUCUAAAGUAAUUGCAGCAUGCCUCAGUAUUUCUGCCCCUAAUCAUUCAUGUUGUAGCUCCCUAAAUAAUUACAUAGCUGGUAUACAAAAACAAAUGCUUAUAACAAAUCGGCAAGCAAUUUUAUGUGCAACCAUGUUUGGCUCCAUCUUGAAGAACGGAGGUGUGAUGGCAAAUGUUUAUAAGCUUUGUGACGUAGACAUAAAAGAUUUUAGUCUCCAAGCAUACGGACAAGAAGGGUGUUUACUUCCUAGCCUGCCUGCGGAUAUGGUAUAUGACAAUUCAUCAGGCUUUAGCUUUCAUUGUGAUUUGACGGACAAUAUUGAAGCUCCAUGGCCAUCAUCGUCAUCCACCAUGACAUCACUGUCUCUUUGUGCUCCAGAGAUGUCUUUGCCUGCACUACCUACGGCACUGAAUCUGGGUAACCCUGGCUGUUAUGGAGGUGGGGUGGACCUCUUUGUUCCUAUUCUUUUAAUUUUUGGUGUUGGUGCAUUAUUCUUUUGAGCAAGUUUAGCAGAGCUUUGUAUAUUUUGAGCUUCGUCCAUGUAUAUAGCUUUCAUUUUUUUUUUCUUUUCAAUUUAUAAUUUUUUGCAGCUGUUAUUUUUUCUUUUCUUUUUUUCUUUUCUAGUCAAGAGUCAACUAGAUGUAUAGAGGGUUACUAUUUAUUUAUUUGCUCAUGGGAGAUUCCUGUCAUGGUAAUGAUGUGCAUAUAUAUGCUUAUGCUGUUU